Pygoscelis adeliae (Adelie penguin) is the source of this 452-nucleotide messenger RNA. Its product is annotated as ADP-ribosylation factor 6-like. The record is from RefSeq and is a predicted model, not a curated record. Gene Ontology annotation, biological process: vesicle-mediated transport; intracellular protein transport. Gene Ontology annotation, cellular component: cytoplasm. Gene Ontology annotation, molecular function: GTPase activity; GTP binding. The transcript has a single exon. The coding region runs from base 25 to 408 and encodes 127 amino acids. Lineage: Eukaryota; Metazoa; Chordata; Aves; Sphenisciformes; Spheniscidae.
ACCAUCCCCACCGUGGGCUUCAACAUGGAGACGGUUACUUACAAAAACGUCAAGUUCAACGUGUGGGAUGUCGGGGGCCAGGACAAGAUCCGUCCCCUCUGGAGGCACUACUACACGGGCACGCAAGGGUUGAUCUUUGUGGUGGACUGCGCCGAUUGCGACCGCAUCCACGAGGCCCGCCAGGAGCUCCACCGCAUUAUCGAUGACAGGGACAUGCAGGAUGCCAUCAUCCUCGUCUUCGCCAACAAGCAGGACCUGCCUGAUGCCAUGAAACCCCAUGAAAUCCAGGAGAAACUGGGCCUGACCCGAAUCAGGGAUAGGAAUUGGUACGUGCAGCCCUCCUGUGCUACAGGGGAUGGACUCUACGAAGGGCUGAUGACAUGGUUAACAUCCAAUUAUAAAUCCUAAUGAGAGAAUAACUAUUUAGUCUACAAAGAAUUAAAGAAAAAAAA